Messenger RNA from Gigantopelta aegis, 4558 nucleotides. Its product is annotated as regulatory-associated protein of mTOR-like. Bases 75 to 4019 code for a protein of 1314 amino acids. NCBI's taxonomy places the organism in Eukaryota, Metazoa, Mollusca, Gastropoda, Neomphalida, Peltospiridae. The record is from RefSeq and is a predicted model, not a curated record. The transcript is spliced from 32 exons. Gene Ontology annotation, biological process: cellular response to amino acid stimulus; positive regulation of cell growth; positive regulation of protein serine/threonine kinase activity. Gene Ontology annotation, cellular component: cytoplasm; TORC1 complex. Gene Ontology annotation, molecular function: protein binding; protein-macromolecule adaptor activity.
CUACAUCUCGUUUGCAUGUCCAUGUGUCAUUAUCGCGUGUGCUUCUAUACGUGUAUUUAAAAUUUAGAUUACUUAUGCCAUGUAACAGCCUUUGGUACGUAACUAUGGCUGGCGAGGUUGACAUUGGAUUGUAUGAAGAGGAUGAAAGCGAACUCGGUGACAGGCAAUUGCCUAUUGCCUUUAACGAAGCUCGCCACAAGGAAAUAAUCGAGGGGUCGCACUGCCUUACUCAAACAUGGAGAAUGAAAGAAAGGAUGAAAACAGUUAGUGUGGCACUUGUAAUGUGCCUAAAUGUUGGAGUGGACCCGCCAGAUGUUGUGAAAACCUCUCCAUGUGCGAAGCUUGAAUGUUGGAUUGAUCCCUUAUCAAUGAGUCCACAAAAGGCCCUGGAGACAGUGGGAGCUAAUCUUCAGAAGCAGUACGAGCGCUGGCAACCAAGGGCUCGGUACAAACAGUCUCUCGAUCCCACCGUAGAUGAGGUGAAGAAGUUGUGUACAUCACUCAGGAGGAAUGCAAAGGAAGAACGAGUCUUGUUCCACUACAAUGGACAUGGAGUUCCUAGACCUACUGUAAAUGGAGAGAUUUGGGUUUUUAACAAGAGCUACACUCAGUACAUCCCGUUGUCUGUGUAUGAUCUACAGACAUGGAUGGGCAGCCCCUCCAUCUAUGUGUAUGACUGCACUAACGGUGGAAUCAUUCUGGAAUCCUUUAAACAGUUCUCUCAACAGAGAGACCACGAAAUGGCGUCAACUAGUUCGAAUGGCAACCAGUGGUAUGCAGGCAACUCAAAUCAGCCAUUGUCUACCAAGCACUGCAUUCAGCUGGCUGCGUGUAGUGCAAACGAGCUGCUGCCGAUGAAUCCAGAAUUACCAGCAGAUCUCUUUACAUCAUGUCUCACUACACCCAUCAAAAUAGCCCUCAGAUGGUAUGUGUUGCAAAGAACUAGUCAACUGGUUCCUCGAUUAACACUGGAUAUGGUGGACAAAAUACCAGGACAACUGAAUGAUCGAAGAACUUUGCUUGGCGAACUGAACUGGAUUUUCACAGCAAUCACAGACACCAUUGCCUGGAAUAUACUACCAAGAGAACUGUUCCAGAAAUUGUUCCGACAGGAUCUUCUUGUUGCAAGUUUGUUUCGUAACUUUCUGCUGGCGGAAAGAAUCAUGCGAUCGUACAACUGCACUCCCACAUCAUGUCCGAAACUCCCACCAACAUAUCAGCAUCCCAUGUGGCAGGCGUGGGACUUGGCUUUAGAUUUGUGUCUGCGACAGAUCCCGGAUGUGAACGAUGAUGAUAAUGCAACUUUCGAACACAGUCCUUUCUUCGCAGAACAGCUGACAGCUUUCGAGGUGUGGCUUGGUUACGGCUUUGAAGACCGCAGACCUCCAGAACAGUUGCCUAUUGUUCUACAGGUGUUGUUAAGUCAAGUACACAGACUCCGAGCUCUAGAUCUUCUUGGGAAGUUCCUCGACCUUGGUCCUUGGGCCGUCAGUCUGGCCUUGUCUGUUGGGAUUUUCCCCUAUGUCUUGAAACUGCUACAAAGCUCAGCUCGGGAACUUCGACCUUUGCUUGUGUUUAUUUGGGCCAAAAUCCUAGCUGUUGAUAGUUCAUGCCAGGCUGAUCUUGUAAAAGACAAUGGUCACAAGUAUUUUCUAUCUGUCCUGUCUGAUCCGUAUAUGCCCGCUGAGCAUCGUACAAUGGCAGCUUUUGUCCUCUCCAUGAUUGUCAAUGAUUACAGACAAGGGCAGGAAGCUGCGUUACAGGGCAGUGUGAUAGCUACAUGCUUGGAACAGCUCAGUGACAAGAAUGCUCUGUUACGCCAGUGGCUUGGACUCUGUCUCGGCAAGGUUUGGACAAAUUUUGACAAUGCUCGGUGGUGUGGGGUGAGAGAUAGCGCACAUGAGAAACUGCACAUACUGUUACUGGAUUCUGUUGCUGAGGUGCGAGCCUCGGCAGUGUUUGCUCUUGGAACGUUCAUCAGCAACAGCUGUGAGCGAAGUGACCACGCGACAAAUAUCGACCUCGGGGUUGGAAUUAAUCUUGUAGCUGUUGCUCAAGAUGGAAGUCCACUUGUCAGAAAGGAGUUGACGGUUGCGUUCUGCGGUCUGGUACAUCAGUUUGAUACUCAGUUUGCUGCUGUUGCUGCCCAGGUGUUGGAAGAAGAGAAGAGCAAGGACAAAAUGACGCCCAUCGUGACUGCGGAAGCCCCUGGUGGGUGGAAUUUAGUCACCCAAUCCAUUGAUGGGUCACUUGCACCUCCAUCAGGCAUGCGUCGCAGCUCCUCACGGGGGAAUUUUAAAGGCUUGGGCACAUCCAAUUCGAGCACGGUCCUGAGCCCGCUGCUCAGUUACGGCAGUGCGAGUUCCGCGAGUAUCGAGAGCGGAAGCAGCGUCGAGUCGUCGACUAGCACGGACAAGCUGCGUCGCGUCGGCUCCAGCACGUCGAUAUCCGGCCUGAUGACCUUCAACAACGUCUACCUCAGCGUCUGGAAGGCUCUGCUACAGCUGGCAGCCGACCCAUACCCAGAUGUGGCUGACAUGGCAAAGAAGAUCGUCAAUUCAGUCAAACUUAGGGCGUGUGUUGGAGCAAAGCCGAAACAGGUUGUUAAGAACACCAAUUCACAAUCGGCUCCCUGCAGCCCCACCAAUAAGCCCACAGUUAACAUACACCCUGGAACUCCGCCCCAGAAUGGCUUGGUUUGCAGUGACGACAUGUCACCGAUGUAUGGCGGAGCGGCGCCUGGCACAGCCGGUAGUUCAAACGUACAGCUGUUACAGUUCUCGAGACAUCGGAAAAUAUUUGACAAAGGUCCCACUCAUAUAGAAGAUAAGGAAGAAGAACCCUCUAGUCCACAUAUCACGUCCCUAUCGACCGAGUUCUUUCAGUGGAGCUGUCGCCAUUUUGCUCAGCCUGUCAUGCGGCUAGCCGAAGAGACAGAUCCAGAGAGUAAGGCACAUCACAGGCGGGAAUUCCGCUUCAAUCGAAAUGAGAAGGUGCGGAGUCAAGCUCGGGAAGAACAGUCAAGAGCAGGUUUUAGUCGUCUUGAUGACCAGAUCUUCGUGAACCGUAACCUCGGCAUCCCAUCUGUGAUCAAAUUCCAUCCUAAUGAAUCGUAUCUCGCUGUGGCAGACAAGGAAUCUGUCAGUAUUUGGGACUGGGAGCAUGGUACCAAGUUGAGUUACCUAAGAAAUGAGAACCCAAAAUCUACACGCAUCACUGCCAUGAACUUCAUCAAUGCUCAUGAUCUCACCCUGCUUAUGUGUGGAGCUGAUGAUGGGUCGAUACGGAUCUGGCGAAACUACAUGCAGGAAGAGAGUCGUGGGAAAGAACUGGUCACAGCUUUCCAAGCUCUGUCAGACAUGAUUCCUCUCACUAGAGGUUCAGGUUUGGUGGCAGAGUGGGAGCAGCAGACUCAGACACUGAUAGCUUCCGGAGAUGUUCGCGUCAUCAGAAUCUGGGACACACACAAAGAGUGUAAAUCUCUGGACAUCCCGACAGGAGCGGACAGCUGUGUGACCAGCCUGGCGUGUGACUCGACCCGUCGCUCCCUUCUCAUAGCUGGCUGUGGUGACGGAACAGUGCGACUCUUUGACAGAAGGCUGGCCCCCACAGAGUGUCGAGUGAUGACCUUGCGGGAACACACUGGGAGAGUGGUCAAAGUUCAUCUACAGAAAGGGGCAGACGGCAAAAUCAUCAGCUCCAGUACUGGAGGCGAUAUCCGGUUCUGGGACCCGCGGUUUACGGAGUCUGUCCGCGUGUUGCCAGUUCUACAAGGUCUCACUGCCAUGGACAUCCACCCCCGGGCCGACGUCAUUGCAUGUGGAUCGGUCAGUCAGUCCAUUAGUGUUUUCAACCAAUCAGGUGACAAUUUGAGUACCAUGAAAUAUUACGAGGGAUUUCUAGGACAGAGGAUAGGCACUAUCAGCUGUCUAGCGUUUCAUCCAUAUAGUGUAAAGCUCGCUGUAGGAAGCACAGACUCAUUUGUGUCAGUCUACGCAACUUCUUCCAAGAAAAGUUGACAAAAUCUGUAAACUAGGAGAGACUUAUCAUAACCAGUGUCAUGAACAGAGAGUAAAUGAUAACCAGUUUCACCAGCAGAGACUAAAUCAUAACCAUUGGCACAAGCACCAGCGAUAUUAGCAGAGACAAAAUCAUAACUAUUGACAUUAGCAGAGACUUAAAUCAUAACCAUUGGCACAAGCACCAGCGAUAUUAGCACAUACUAAAUUAUAAUCAUUGACAUUAGCAGAGACUUAAAUCAUAACCAUUGGCACAAGCACCAGCGAUAUUAGCACAUACUAAAUUAUAAUCAUUGACAUUAGCAGAGACUUAAAUCAUAACCAUUGGCACAAGCACCAGCGAUAUUAGCACAUACUAAAUUAUAAUCAUUGACAUUAGCAGAGACUUAAAUCAUAACCAUUGGCACAAGCACCAGCGAUAUGGCCUCAGAUUACAGUUAUCUUCCCAUUUGGUUGUCCAAAAUCCGGAAGUUUCACCGCGCAAGUAGUCUGCUGUUUGACUGUGAUUAUUUCAUGGCAGACAGCUAUGAAGUGGCAAC